Molecule: messenger RNA, 741 nt
Organism: Fulvia fulva
Lineage: Eukaryota; Fungi; Ascomycota; Dothideomycetes; Mycosphaerellales; Mycosphaerellaceae
Product: GrpE, mitochondrial
Exons: 2
Coding region: 1-741 (246 amino acids)
Biological process (GO): protein folding; protein import into mitochondrial matrix
Cellular component (GO): PAM complex, Tim23 associated import motor
Molecular function (GO): protein-folding chaperone binding; protein homodimerization activity; adenyl-nucleotide exchange factor activity
Source: RefSeq, a predicted model, not a curated record
AUGCUUCAACAACGACUACUACGAUCUCUGCAGCAGGCCACACGGCAGCCGCAGCUUCUGCGCGCCUCGAACAUCCACAGCACACCCUUUUGCGCCGCCACGUCAAAACUUGCGCCAGCCACAUCACAUCAACUGCUAGGGCGAAGAUGGUAUUCGGAAGCUACAAAGGAGUCUGAGAAAACAGAAGAGCAAAUGCUAAAGGAGAAUUCUGGCGAACAGAAUGCUAAGGACGACAAGAGUGCCGCGAAGGAGGACCCAGUGCAGAAAGAGCUCGAGGCCAAGAAGAGAGAGGUCAUCGAUGUGACAGAUCGCUUGAAGCGACAAGUGGCCGAGUACAGGAACCUCCAAGAACAGACGAAGCGCGAAGUCGCUGCUGCGAAAGACUUUGCGUUGCAGAAGUUCGCCAAAGAUCUGCUGGACAGCGUCGACAACCUUGACCGUGCUCUUGAGAAUGUGCCCCAAGAGAAGCUCACAGAUGAGAACAAGGAUCUUGUGAACCUGCACAGUGGGCUGAAGAUGACUGAGACGAUCUUGAUGAACACUCUCAAGAAGCACGGUAUGGAGCGGAUAGACCCCAGUGCCGAGAACGAGCCUUUCGACCCCAACAAGCACGAGGCAAUGUUUCAGGCGCCCCAGCCAGGCAAGAAGGAUGGUACCGUCUUCUAUACUCAGCAAAAAGGAUUCGUGUACAAUAACCGCGUACUCAGGGCGGCCAAGGUUGGCGUUGUUAAGAACUCAUGA